ACCAACUCCAACUGCAUUUAUUAAACAUCUGCACUACUACAACAACUGCACACACACAAAGCACCACCACCCAGCACCACACACAAUACACAGACACAACAUUGCAUCCAAACAAGGCAACACAACAGCAACAACAGGAUCAACAACCCCUUCCCCCCCACCCCCCUCCAUCCCGACGCGGUUCCACAUCAUCACAACUACCGCCGUUGAGACCGACGCGACCCGACAGCACUCAUCCACCCGUGCUCGACAACUUGCGCACCCACACCUUCCCCCAGCCCCCAACCGCAGCAAGCCGUGUCUGACCGCCCGACCGGCCCGAGUUCCCUUUCGAAUCCUCUGCCGUGCACUGCUCGCCACGACCCCGCCCAGCCUGCACGCACCCCCCUCCGCGCCUUCCCCCACCCCAGUACAAUGACAGAGCACUCGACGCCCAUGCGCCUCGGCAUCGACCCGCCCCCCAUCCCCAUCACGGCUUCUCCGGUCACUUCCCCGUCGAUCCUGUCCACCUCGAGUUCACCGCCUCAAACAGCAACGCCGUCUUCCUUCGCUUCGGACGACGGCGCCUCGCCAGACAUCACCACGGCAAAGCGCCUUCCAUCGGUCCUCCCCACCACGGUCGACAGCCCAAAUGCGCGUAGCAAGUCGGUCACGCACGCCGACGGUGAUGACACAUAUGGCGUUCUGAACCGUCACCCAGCCGUCUUGCCAUCAACACAUUCCGACCGUUCGACGCUGAGAGGCGCAUUCCGCGUCGGUGUCAGCGAGGACCGCAACAAGAGAUGUCGCCGGACAAUGGAGGAUGCGCACAGCUUUGUGUACGACUACGCAGGCGUCCGCGGACAAGGGUACUUUGCAGUCUUUGACGGCCACGCUGGCAAGCAUGCUGCAGAGUGGUGCGGACAAAACUUCCACGAGUACCUCCUCGACGCUCUUCUUUCCUCCCCCAAUGAGCCUGUCCCCGACAUUCUCAACAAGACGUUUCAUGCCGUCGAUGCCCGUCUGUCCCACCUUGCGUACAAGGCCAAGACGCACUCGGGAUGUACUGCAGUCACUGCCUUCCUCCGAGUAGAGAAGGACAUUGAGACUCUCCCCUGCGGCUUUACCAACCCUGCGCUCUCGGCCCGUGGCCUCUUGGAAGGUCGCGGCGAGGACGAGCUCGAGGCACAAACGAGCCAGAACCCUUCGUCUCGCCGAUCAUCAAUGGGCGGUGGCUCGGCCGGCUUUAUGGGCGGCGCGGCGACGCCAUCAACCGACGGCAGUCUGAGGAGGAAAAUGUCUGGAAGGCGUAUCCGUGACUUUGUUCGUGGCCUCACGAGCAGCGGACGCGUGGACGACAGCGCCAUCGACGACGACUCCACCGACGAGCACAUUGAGGCAAUUGAACCCAAGAGCGAGCACGGUAUCCGCAAGGUGCUGUACACUGCCAACGUUGGCGACGCGCGCGCCGUUCUAUGCCGUGGAGGCAAGGCUGUGCGUCUCACGUACGACCACAAGGGCAGCGAUAGCCAAGAAGCCAAGCGUAUCACGGACGCGGGCGGUUUUGUCAUGAACAACCGUGUCAAUGGCGUCCUGGCCGUCACACGAUCCCUCGGCGACGCGUCAAUGAAGGAGUUUGUCGUCGGCUCGCCGUACACGACCGAGACUGUUCUCGACGAGGAGGACGAGUUUUUGAUUGUCGCGUGUGACGGUCUCUGGGACGUUUGCGAGGACCAGGACGCCGUCGACCUGAUCCGCAACGUGUCGGACCCUCAAGAGGCGUCGAAGCGCUUGUUGGAACACGCGCUAGGCAACUAUUCCACUGACAACCUGAGUAUCAUGGUGGUUCGAUUCUUUGACAAGUCUGAGUGAAGGCCGUGUCUGUAGCUAGAUGUAGCCGCACAGUGGUUGUACGGGGGUGCAUUGAGGCCCCAGAUGAUACCGAGCACAUGCAAGUGGUGGCAGUAG
Molecule: messenger RNA, 1947 nt
Organism: Vanrija pseudolonga
Lineage: Eukaryota; Fungi; Basidiomycota; Tremellomycetes; Trichosporonales; Trichosporonaceae
Gene: ptc1
Product: Protein phosphatase 2C 1
Exons: 7
Coding region: 415-1851 (478 amino acids)
Biological process (GO): protein dephosphorylation
Molecular function (GO): cation binding; protein serine/threonine phosphatase activity
Source: RefSeq, a predicted model, not a curated record